Molecule: messenger RNA, 841 nt
Organism: Musa acuminata AAA Group (dessert banana)
Lineage: Eukaryota; Viridiplantae; Streptophyta; Magnoliopsida; Zingiberales; Musaceae
Product: CSC1-like protein ERD4
Exons: 2
Coding region: 111-503 (130 amino acids)
Cellular component (GO): plasma membrane
Molecular function (GO): calcium-activated cation channel activity
Source: RefSeq, a predicted model, not a curated record
UAAGGAAAGCGGGCAGCCAUGGAAUUCGUCUCCUUCUUGGCGUCGCUGGGGGUGUACUUCCUCGUCUUCGCCGAGUUGAUGCUUGUGUUCUCUUGGUUACAGACGAAACCAUGCAACAGGUUAACAAAAUCUGGAAGGUGAAAGAAGAAUGCAGGAAGAAGCUUGCUCGUGCUGAAGGAGUGCUUGCAGAGUCCGGCAGGGGGAACACCUACAGAACUGGCUUCCUGGGUGUUGUGAGCGCAAAAUUGGAUCCCAUCGAUCACUGUAACAAGAAGAUAAAGGAACUGCUUCCCAAGUUCGAAGCUGAACAACAGAUCACUCUCAGAGAGAAACAAGAAGCUGCAGCCCUGGUCUUCUUCAACAGCAGGGUUGCUGCAGUUUUUGCCUCCCAAACCAUUCAUGCGCAGAAGACCGGUACAUGGACUGUGACUGAAGCUGCUGAGCCACGCCAGUUGCUCCGGGCAAAUCUGCCGAAGAACUGCAGCCAGAUACAGACAAGAUAAUCUGUUAUACAUGGGAUUGUCUUCCUCACAGUACGCUUCUUCAUGAUUCCAGUUGCAAUCGUCGGCUUGUUUAACUACAAUUGUCCAGCAGCGGUAUGGGCAGGUCUGGGGGCUUUCCUAUCCAAGAAAGAGGGGCUCCCUUCUGAAAGCCAAGCAGUAAGAGCUGGCAUCAAGAAGUAUUUAUACUUCGUUGUGUUCGAUGUCUUCCUUGGAUUUAGAGUAUGGGGGACGUUUUUAGAUGCUCUGCAGGGCUUCAUCGAUCAACCUUCUGACCAGUUUAUGCCAUUGCUCGGGUUGACCGUGCCCAGAAAUUCCAACUUCUUCAUCACAUUUAUUUC